GGCKCUGCACCCUAUCUCCGGUUGAUCCGAUUCCAGGGUGGGCGAGCCGUCAAGAAGGAAAGAGAACCCUCCCCACGGCCCCCGCCGGCAUCUCCGGAGCUGCUUACGUUACCGACCACCUCCACAACCCGGUUCGGGAAUAUUAACCCGACCCCCUUUCGAUGUGCGGCGCGCAGUGCGCCCUUGAUACAAGGUUUCCACAUCUCUUAGGGCCGACUUACCCAUGUCCAAGCGCUGUUCACAUGGAAMCCUUCUCCACUUCGGUCUUCAAAGUUCUCAUUUGAAUAUUUGCUACUACCACCAAGAUCUGCACCGGGACCCGCUUCACCUAGGCUCACGCUCCAGGCUUCGCAGCAGGCCCCGCGCCCUCCUACUCGUCGCGGCGUCAGAAUCGCCGCGACGCCCCAGCAUAGGUCGCGCGCUUCAGCGCCAUCCAUUUUCGGGGCUGAUUGCUUCGGCAGCGUUGACGGUCGUCUUAGGGUUACGCGACGCGCGACGGCGUGAGGCGAAGGUGGAGACGAGUGGGUCGGCGACAUCACGAGCCCACGCGCGACGCCAUCGGAGGUGGCAAGCGUCAACGAGCACAAGGGGUGGAGAGGCCGGUGCAGACAAGACAGACCGUGAAGAGAACAGGUCGGCAUGCAAGCAAGGGACCAUCAAGGGAGACGCAACAUGGGUGCGAAGAGGCGAUAGGAGCGAGCGCACGCAGCCGCUUACACUACUACUAAAGCAGGAACGGGGACAGGAAGUGCGAAUGCGGUGCAGAGGUAAGGUGAGCCGGUUGGCUGACGGGGUGACUCCCCUGCAACACCAGAGUGCGGCGCAACGCAAGGAGGCAGCAGAGCUGCGGUCCCACUCUCGGGCCCCAGCUGAGGCAUGUGGUUCAAUGGGCAGAGAAGUGGGACACGAGCACCAGCAGGAGCGGAAAGAAGAGAUGCUGUUCGGAAUGCCCAAGGACGGAAGGGAACAGGACGAGACAGUACAAGAGGAUGCCGAGGUGCCCGCAGAAGAAAACGAGGUCGCGAGCUCGGAGAGGGUGAUGGCGGCCAAAAAGGAACCGGCCGAGGAGGGCGGCGGGUUGGCCCAUGGGGAUGGGGACAGGGAGAUGCGCUCAGGUAAGACGACCAUACCUGUCUCCGGCGAGGGCGCAGGGAACGGGUGGCUCGUGGAGAAUCGGUCCGUAUCUGAGGGGCAGGCCCCCAGUCCUGGACUAGGCAGGAAGGUUAAAAUAGAGCCAGUUGAGGAAGACGAAAGCCCGCCCCAGGCAGGCGAGCCCGGGGAACCUAUGGCGCAUGGAGUGCAGCGGCAGGAGCGCCCCGGCGGAAAGGCCUCAUGCGCGGAUGGGUCCAAGAAUUGCGCGCCCCCCCAAUCAGAGUACGACAUGCCGAUCAUAGUCGAACGGGAUAAGAGGGAGAGGGGUCCACGGGCACAGCAUCGUCGUGUUAAGCAGGCAAUCCCGGGGCCACCGCAGAGUUCCUCAGCCGAAUGCAUCCCUAUCCCGACCACCUCGGCGGAAUCAAACGAGUCCACAAAGCAACAACAGGCGGUUCGAAUGGAACCUGCCCGGAGUCACCAGCCGCCAGUCGUACGUGAGAGCGAGGGGGAGAACGAGGGCGACUCAGCCCAGGGGAGGCUUAACCGGGAGGAAGUGAACAAGGGCCUGCUGACCGACGAGGUUCUCGAGCCCAAGGACGCAGGCUAUGGGCAGGAGCAGCGGGUGGAGGCUGAAGUCGACGGGCGGAACGAGGCGCAAGGGCAGCAGCAAGAAGAGCAGGGCACCAACGAGAUGACUGGCCUGCAGCAAGACGCGCAGGGAACUAACGAGGAAAUGGAGGACGUACCACAACGGAGACAGGUGUCGCACAAAGGGGGACGCCAGGGGGGUGACGAGGAGACCAAGCUCAAUGCCAGCAAGAUCACCACCCCUUGCCCAUGCUGGAAAGGCCAUCAAGUAUGGGCCCUUACCCAAGGCACACGAGGAGGCGUAGCGAUCCUGGUCUCCCCCUAUUUCAAAGGUAAGGUGGCUGACUGGUUCUUCGACACUCACGGCUAUUGGGCAUGGGUUGUGCUGCAGCACGAGGAGGAAACAUGGGGUGUCCUGACUGUGUAUGGCCCGCCGGAGCUGGGGGCACGUAGGCGCAUGUGGGAGCAGCUAUCAGAGGUCACGCCGCAGAUCAACAACAUUGUCAUUGCUGGCGAUUUCAACACGAUUAUAUCUCCCGAGCUCGACACGGCUGCCAUGCGCCUCGAAGAAGCAGACUCGGAAGCACUGCGAGCUAGCAUGGCCAGUAUGGGGUGCAGCGACUCCUUCAGAGCCCUGCACCCGGAUCUCAGGACAUACACGUUUUGCAGCAGCACCCCGCAGCGACGCAGCCGAAUAGACAUGAUUUGGGCAACGGACCAGAUGAACAUGCGGUGUGAGGAGCAAGGCGAAGAUAUCCAGUCCUCGGCUUUUGCAGACGACACGGGGACCAUCAUCCCACCCCAGACCAGCCAACUGCGUUUCCUGCAGGAGGACCUGGCAACUUUUUGUAAAUAUUCGGGGGCCAGGGUCAACUGGGAGAAAUCCCAUGCCAUCCUACCAGCGGACAUGGACCCGCCAGACAGAUGGGACCUUCCUGCAGCGAAAGAUGGGCGGGCCCGGUUCUUGGGAGUCAGCCUCACCCCCAGUUGGGGAGGUGUCGAACAGAUGGCCAGGCAGGCGGUGGCGGCAACGACGAAGUUAAAGGCAUGGUCCACAGCAGUACAGCUGGGAGUGUUCGGCAAAGCUUUGGUGAUCAAGAACUCCAUCCUGGCCAAAGUAUGGUAUGCAAGAGCCAUACACAUGCCCGGCAGGCGGACCUUUGCGUACUUAUGCCAGGCUAUCCAUGCUUACCUGUGGUCUGACAAUGCAGAUUCUCAGACCUCAAUCUGCUGCGUAGCCUGGAACAAGCUGACCCAGCCGAGAGUUGAAGGGGGAUUGGGCCUUUUAGACCCACGUCUGCAGAUGAAGGCCCUGCAAAUGCGCCACUUGGUAUGGUACUUGCUGAGGACGGUUGGGGAACAAUGGCACGCGCUUACCACUCAGCACCUGGCACAUGCCCUGCAACUCCCACCCGCACUCGUAGAGGUUAAUCUGGCCAGCAGUGGCCUGAUUGGCCACGUGGCACGAGGAACGGUUUGGUCGGUGCCUCUUGGUUUAUGGAAGAAGAUCAGCCUCAUGAAUCGCGAACCCGUGACUGCAGAUGCUGUAUACAACCAACUCCUCUUCGAUAACCGCUUCAUCUGCAAUGACCAGGGGGACUGCUUCUCAUGGCAAGGGAAGCGUGGCGUCUACGGACGGCAAUGGGCAGAGCAAGGGAUCUUCAAGGUGGGCCACCUGUGGAACGAACACACAGGGGAGUGGAAAACUGACGAAGAACUGGCUAGGGAACUUCCACAUCAAGUGCAGCGGUCAUGCAGGUUGGCUGAACUGCGGAAUGCCAUCUCUACCCAAUGGGUGGAUCUACUAAGGCAAGACCAGCUCAAUGCAGGGAAGUGGGUCAAGCUGAAAGGAGAGCAAGCGCCCGCCAACAUCUACAGGGUGGAAGCCAAUGGGCCCGGCAAUGCAGUGCAGGUCACGACGUGGCAAGUUGCCACCAGCCACAGCGGCCUGGGCGAACCGCUGAUCCGAAGCGACCAAGGAGGCCAACUCCCCAGACAUGCGGUGGAAACAGUCUCCGUGGCCCAAGGGAGCAGGCAGGCGCCGGAUUGCAUGGUGUCAUUUAGGAUCUUCGUCCAUCGACACGAUUUGCCCUUCGAUCCGCAGGAUUGGACAUGGCCGAAGCAGCACCAUCAUCAGAAGAAGAUUGCCCUUCAGCAACUGGCUACUAAGCAAAUUUAUCAAUCGCUGCUCCCACACGUGGAUAUCUGGGAAAACCUUCGGGACCGAUGGGCCAAACGGGCCUGGCUCCCGCCGGCCCGCCUGACGAAAUGGACGUGCAAGCGAUGGAAGGGCCAACACGCAACAUGGGCAAGUCUCCCAGAUCAGAAGCAUGUGGGCCUCCUAUGGAUGAUUGCCCAUCUGGCGGUCCCGACAGCGGAAUGGCAGGCGUCGAAGAGCCAGUACCAAGACGCGGAGUGCGCAGCCGGAUGCGGAGCGACCGAAGACCUUCCGCACCUCUUCAUUAGAUGCCCUGUGGUCUGCGCCUUCUGGCACUGGUGGGCAAACGAGAUGGCGGAUAGCUCCCCCUAUGGUAUUACGGAGGACGACAAUACGGGUAUCUUGCUGGGACUCAACAUGGCCCCGCAGAAACCCGGCCACGGGAGCCAGCUGGCAAGCGAGACAGUACGGGCUGAGAUCCUCUGGGCCAUCUGGACAAUUCGGAACGAAUGUGAUAGAGGAAUUUCGCCAGCAUCCCGAACACGCAGGAACCCGAACGGGCCCUCCGAAAGAGGCGCGUGCUCACGAUCCUCGACUGCCGUGACGGCCACCCGUGGGGGGUUUCAAUCGCUCCCGACCGCAAUGUCGGUCACAGCAGCCCAUGCUGGCAGGCACCCCACGUCCAACAAGGGGGGCGACAAUGCCGUCGCCGUCCACCACUGCCCAGACGGGAGCGCAUGACUUCCCCUCCAUUCGCUUCUUGCUCGGCAAUUUCAAGCACUCUUUAACUCUCUUUUCAAAGUUCUUUUCAUCCUUCCCUCGCGGUACUUCUUCGCUAUCGGUCCCUCGCACAUAUUUAGCCUUGGAUGGGACUUACCACCCAAUUGGGGCUGCAUUCCCAAGCAACCCGACUCUUGGACAACACCUCGUUGCGCAGCAGGGUCCGGCGGUCGAUGGGGCUAUCACCCUCUUCGGUGUCCAUUUCCAGGAAACCUGCACAUGACCCGCU
Molecule: messenger RNA, 4850 nt
Organism: Chara braunii
Lineage: Eukaryota; Viridiplantae; Streptophyta; Charophyceae; Charales; Characeae
Source: the annotation of a GenBank genome assembly